AUGGCGGAGCUGCUGCCCGGGGUGGGGGGUUCUCGGCUCAUCUCGCCCUGGGCCAGCCAGUGCCCCCCAAGGAGCUGCUCAGCUCUGCACCACGCCACACUCGGUGAAUCUCCGCCCCCCGAGCAGGAGAAUAAAAUCGCCAGGUCCAGCCCGGAGGCUUCAGAAACCGAGUUACAGCCACACUGGGCCGGGGAGCCGGACUCUGGCCGGGGAGCCGGAGCAACGCCCGCUGCACUGAUGGCAGCAUUCCUCACAGCCAGUCUGAGUGUCCUGACGUCAGACGGGAGCCCCUUCGCCUCUGGCCCCGAGUGGAGCAGUCCCAUGGGGGCUCCCUGCCUGCUGGGGCCCCUGCCGGCCUGUGGCAGGUUCGGUGUCCCUGCUGGGGAGGGGGCCGCGGGGCUCGGGGACAGCAUCCAACCGGCCAGGAAGAACCAGCAUGUGUCCAACGUGUCAGUGCAGCUGGAGAUGCGGAGCCUGUGGGAGGAAUUCAAUAGCCUGGGCACCGAGAUGAUUGUCACCAAAGCGGGGAGGAGGAUGUUCCCCACCUUCCAGGUGAAGCUCUCAGGGCUGGACCCGCUGGCCGACUACGUGCUGCUCAUGGACUUCAUGCCCCUGGACGACAAGCGAUACAGAUACGCCUUCCACAGCUCCUCAUGGCUGGUGGCUGGCAGAGCAGAUCCGGCCGCGCCCGGCCGCGUCCACUUCCACCCCGACUCGCCCGCCAAGGGCGGCCAGUGGAUGAGGCAGAUCGUCUCCUUCGACAAGCUCAAACUCACCAACAACCUGCUGGACGACAACGGCCACAUCAUCCUGAACUCCAUGCACCGGUACCAGCCCCGCUUCCAUGUGGUGUACGUGGACCCACGCCGGGACAGCGAGCGCUUUGCCCACGAGAACUUCAAAUCCUUCACUUUCGCAGAGACCCAGUUCAUGGCGGUGACGGCCUACCAAAACCAUCGGAUCACACAGCUGAAAAUCGCCAGUAACCCCUUUGCCAAGGGUUUCCGGGACUGCGAGCCAGACGACUGGUAA
This is a messenger RNA of Caretta caretta (loggerhead turtle), 1032 nucleotides long. RefSeq names its product T-box transcription factor 10 (gene TBX10). Gene Ontology annotation, biological process: regulation of transcription by RNA polymerase II; positive regulation of DNA-templated transcription; cell fate specification. The record is from RefSeq and is a predicted model, not a curated record. Gene Ontology annotation, cellular component: nucleus; chromatin. Lineage: Eukaryota; Metazoa; Chordata; Testudines; Cheloniidae. Gene Ontology annotation, molecular function: DNA-binding transcription factor activity, RNA polymerase II-specific; RNA polymerase II cis-regulatory region sequence-specific DNA binding.